AAAACAAUUCAUGUCAAAGCACUAAACAUUAAAAAAAUUGAUUAAAAAAUCAUUAGUCCUUGGAAAGUGGAAGAUUUCUACAGAAGAGGACGUCUAGAGAUUGGAAUGAUCUUCACCUCACUCUCUCUCUAAUCCAAUACAUACAUUUUUUUUUUGGUGUUUAACAGUAAAAAUUAUACCUUCAGUUCAAAAAAGAGAAACUUUUAUCAUCAAAUAUCAUCAUCAACUUCAAAAUCCCAGGUGGGUUUGGUGGAGACUCUGUGUCUGUUAUGAUUUUGACUUGAACAAUCACUUCCUGUUUGGUUUAGGUAGGGGUUCUUGCUAAUUUGCUGGAAGGGGAGUAAGGGGCGAAAGGAUAAUGGUGAUGUAUGGGGAGUAGAGGGGGUCUGGAAGAUGAGAAGGAAGCCAACGGGAUGCUGAGCUUUGAUCCUAAAUUACCCAUUUCAAAUGCACCUGGCAUAGAAGGAAGCGCAAUCCAUUCAUAUCGUGUCUGUGAUUUUGGGACAUUUAAGCGCUCUGUUGCAUUUCACUUAGAGGAUGCUGUUGAACUGAGUUCAAAUACAGUGUUCAAUCCAGUAAAAGUUAGUAGCCAAGCAGUCUCUUCUGAUCCCCUCCAUAUUGGCCCUUUCAAUAAGUCAAAUACUUCUUUUAAUAUCAAUCCAUCUGCUGCUCAAGUGGAAUCUCAGAGAUUGUCAUUAGAAAAGAAUCAACAAUUGAACCUGGUUUCUAUAUCUGGUGGUAAUACAGAGAACUGGGGAGAGUCCAACAUGGCUGAUGCCAGUCCUAGGACUGAUAUCUCAACAGAUGCCGAUACUGAUGAUAAAAAUCAGAGGUUUGAUAGAGGUCAAUCAACUGCUAUUGCAGCUUCAGAUUCCAGUGACAGAUCGAAGGAUAAAAUGGAUCAGAAGACUCUUCGUAGACUUGCCCAAAAUAGAGAAGCUGCAAGAAAAAGCCGCUUGAGGAAGAAAGCUUAUGUCCAGCAACUAGAAAGUAGUCGCUUGAAGCUGACCCAACUGGAGCAGGAGCUCCAGCGAGCUCGACAGCAGGGAAUCUUUAUAUCAAGCUCAGGAGAUCAAGCCCAUUCAAUGAGCGGAAAUGGAGCAAUGGCAUUUGAUGUGGAAUAUGCAAGGUGGCUAGAGGAGCAAAAUAGACAAAUCAAUGAGUUGAGAUCAGCUGUCAAUUCCCAUGCGGGUGACGCCGAACUUCGAAUUAUCAUAGAUGGUAUAAUGGCUCAUUAUGAUGAAAUUUUCAGGCUGAAGAGCAAUGCAGCCAAGGCUGAUGUUUUCCAUUUGCUGUCUGGCAUGUGGAAGACACCUGCUGAGAGGUGUUUCUUGUGGCUUGGUGGCUUCCGUUCAUCAGAGCUUCUGAAGCUUCUUGUGAAUCAAUUGGAGCCCUUGACUGAGCAGCAGUUGGUGGGCAUAGGUAAUUUGCAGCAAUCUUCCCAACAGGCAGAAGAUGCUUUAUCUCAAGGAAUGGAGGCAUUGCAGCAGUCUCUGGCUGAGACAUUAUCUAGUGGAUCCCUUGGUUCAUCCGGUUCAUCUGGAAAUGUGGCAAAUUACAUGGGUCAGAUGGCCAUGGCCAUGGGCAAGCUAGGGACUCUCGAGGGGUUCAUUCGUCAGGCUGAUAAUCUGCGGCAGCAAACGCUACAACAAAUGCACCGCAUAUUGACAACCCGCCAGUCAGCUCGUGCUCUUCUUGCUAUCCAUGAUUACUUUUCCAGAUUACGUGCUCUCAGUUCCCUUUGGCUUGCUCGACCGAGAGAGUGAGCUCUGCAGCGGAGUCAUGCAUUUGCAGGAAAAAAUCUUGGGUGAUAUUCCAGGUCCAGCAAUCAUUCAUGGUUUCUAAUGUCUAAAGUAUAUUUUUUUCCCCCAUCCUUUCUCAUGCUGUAGUUUCAGUUGGUGUAUCAUGGGAACUAAUCUGUAUCAGCAACAGUAGUCAUCCAUCUUACUGGCACAAAAAUUGACCGCUCCAGAAACAUAUAUAAAUACAUAUAUCAAUGUUAAUUAUUUAUGUUCAUAGUAUCAUCUUUUAAUUAUCCACAUUGUGAUGGGAAUUUUAAAAUUGACUGUCCUUGUAAUUCGACAUUUUUGUAAUGAAUUUGAAAUUUGGGACACAAA
Molecule: messenger RNA, 2117 nt
Organism: Jatropha curcas
Lineage: Eukaryota; Viridiplantae; Streptophyta; Magnoliopsida; Malpighiales; Euphorbiaceae
Gene: TGA6
Product: TGACG motif-binding factor 6
Biological process (GO): DNA-templated transcription; regulation of DNA-templated transcription
Molecular function (GO): DNA-binding transcription factor activity; sequence-specific DNA binding
Source: RefSeq, a predicted model, not a curated record